AAAGGAAAAAGGGUGGAAAGUUUCGAUCUCACUGCUGACAGGCAGCAGGCGCAGAGAACAGUGUUAGAGGGUCAGUGUCUCACAUGGAGCAGCAGAGACCAGUCACACAUUGCUCUGAGCUCUGACCUCUGCAGUGGAUGAUCUGUGCAGAGCCCCCAAAAUUAUCUACACUGGCGUCUGAAGGUGGCUCUUUUCCUCUGCUGUUUAUGGAUGUAAUCAUGUGGCGGAUAGCUGAUCAGCUUCCCUGGAUUUCGCAGACAACCCCCUUUUGUUUCGCCUGAAGAUGGAAACACUGGAGUCGGAGCUGACCUGCCCAAUCUGUCUAGAGCUCUUCGAGGACCCGCUGCUCUUGCCCUGCGCUCACAGCCUUUGUUUCAAUUGCGCCCACCGCAUCCUGGUGUCCCACUGCACCCCCAGCGAGCCAAUUCAGUCAAUCAGCGCCUUCCAGUGUCCAACGUGUCGUUAUGCCAUCACCCUCAACCAGAGGGGUCUAGAGGGACUCAAGCGCAACGUUACAUUACAGAACAUCAUCGACCGCUACCAGAAAGCUUCUCUCAGUGGACCGAACUCUCCGAACGAGACCCGACGCGAGCGUGCCGCCCCCCACAACAAAGCCAUGACCUCUCCCAGUGCCAGGGUGCAGUGUCAGUUCUGCGAGCAGGACCCUCCGCAGGACGCCGUGAAGACUUGUGUCACUUGUGAGGUGUCGUACUGCGACGAGUGUCUUAAGGCCACCCACCCCAACAAGAAGCCCUUCACGGGCCACCGUCUAAUUGAGCCCUUGCUGGAUUCCCAUCUGCGGGGGCUUAUGUGUCUGGAGCACGAGGACGAGAAGGUCAACAUGUACUGUGUGACAGAUGAGCAGUUGAUCUGUGCAUUGUGUAAGCUAGUUGGCCGACACCGAGACCACCAAGUGGCAGCCCUUGGCGACCGAUACGACAAACUCAAGCAAGCCCUGGAUUCCAACCUCAGCAAUCUAAUCAAGAGGACCAGUGAGUUGGAAAGCCUGAUGGGCAAACUUAUCCAAACCUGCCAACACGUGGAGGUAAAUGCAUCACGACAAGAGAACAAGCUGCUUGAGGAGUGUGAGCUGCUGAUUAAUAUCAUACAGCAGCGGAGACAAAUCAUAGCCACCAAGAUAAAGGAGGGGAAGUCUGUGCGAAUGAGGAAGCUGGCCCAGCAGAUAGCCAGCUGCAAACAGUGCAUCGAAAGGUCCUCCUCCCUCAUCACUCAAGCCGACCAUACCCUAAAGGAGACGGACCACACUCGUUUCCUGCAGACGGCUAAAAGUACCUGCGAGAGAGUAUCAAUGGCAACGGCAUCCUCUCAAAUCCUGUUACCAGAAAUUAAUCUGAAUGACACGUUCGAUAGUUUUGCUUUGGACUUCACGAGGGAGAAGAAAAUGCUGGAAAGCUUGGAUUACCUCACAGCUCCAGACCCACCAGCGAUCCGCGAGGAGUUGUGCACAGCUUCAUACGACACGAUCACGGUUCACUGGACAUCAGACGAUGAGUUCGCUGUCGUGUCGUAUGAACUUCAAUACGCCAUCUUCACCAGCCAAUCGAAUGUCGUCAGUUUAUGCAACUCUGCUGAUAGCUGGAUGAUCGUACCAAACAUCAAACAGAAUCACUACACUGUGCACGGACUCCAGUGUGGCACCAAGUACAUCUUCAUAGUAAAGGCCAUAAACCAGGCCGGAAACCGCAGCAGUGAACCAGGGAAGCUCAAGACAAACAGUCAGCCGUUCAAGCUGGACGCAAAGUCCGCUCACCGGAAGUUGAGGGUUUCCCAUGACAACCUGACUGUGGAGAGGGACGAGACAGUGUCCAAGAAGAGCCACAAUCAGGACCGCUUCUCCAGCCACAGCAGCUAUGGCGUCACAGGAAACGUUUACAUCGACAGUGGCCGCCAUUACUGGGAGGCUCUGAUAGGAGGAAGCACAUGGUAA
This is a messenger RNA of Paralichthys olivaceus (Japanese flounder), 1948 nucleotides long. The record is from RefSeq and is a predicted model, not a curated record. NCBI's taxonomy places the organism in Eukaryota, Metazoa, Chordata, Actinopteri, Pleuronectiformes, Paralichthyidae.